AUGUCCAAAUUACCAAUCACAAAAUCAUCUGAAGAAUGGAAAGCUAUUUUAUCUCCAGAGCAAUAUCAAAUCUUAAGAUUAAAAGGUACAGAAAGACCAGGUACAGGUGAAUACCUUAAAAACAAAUUAAAUGGGAUAUAUAACUGUGCAGGUUGUGAAAACCCAUUAUAUAAAUCUUCAACAAAAUUUGAUGCUCAUUGUGGUUGGCCUGCUUUUUAUGAAGCUUUACCUGGUGCUUUAAAUUAUCAUACUGAUGAAAGUUUUGGUAUGACAAGAACUGAAAUGACUUGUGCUAAAUGUGGUGGUCAUAUUGGUCAUGUUUUCAAAGGGGAAGGUUAUGAUACUCCUACUGACUCUAGACAUUGUGCUAAUUCUAUAUCGUUGAAGUUUCAAGAAGAAAAAUGA
This is a messenger RNA of Hansenula ciferrii, 405 nucleotides long. RefSeq names its product peptide-methionine (R)-S-oxide reductase (gene MXR2). The transcript has a single exon. Bases 1 to 405 code for a protein of 134 amino acids. Gene Ontology annotation, biological process: protein repair; response to oxidative stress. The record is from RefSeq and is a predicted model, not a curated record. Gene Ontology annotation, molecular function: peptide-methionine (R)-S-oxide reductase activity. Lineage: Eukaryota; Fungi; Ascomycota; Saccharomycetes; Phaffomycetales; Wickerhamomycetaceae.